Molecule: messenger RNA, 867 nt
Organism: Chondrus crispus (carragheen)
Lineage: Eukaryota; Rhodophyta; Florideophyceae; Gigartinales; Gigartinaceae
Exons: 5
Coding region: 1-867 (288 amino acids)
Source: RefSeq, a predicted model, not a curated record
AUGGAAGUGGGCGCCAAAGAAGCAGGGGCGGGUCUGCGAGACGAGAGGUGUAGGUAUGAGGGCGCAUGGGCCGGGACAUGGCGGUUUGUGAGGCACCCACAAUGCCAAGUGGCGCAUCUGCAGACGUUUUGUGAUUUUUUGCGGUACUUCCGAAACGGCGCGGAAUACGCCCCAUACAUCCGGCAAACGCACAUAUUCGGGCCUCCAGCAACUGAAUUGCAGAUACCAGGUGACAUGAGAGUCACAAGAGUGGAUGCCACUCAUUCCGCGAAAUCUCGGCAAUUUCUUUGUUGCUCGUCGCUGUGUCGCUUGCUGUGUGAAUCACGACAGCCUCAAGCGUUCUGCUUCACACGAUCCGCCAAAAUCCGCAACGUUCGGCUCGCGAACCGUCUCACGCCCACCGCGCAUCCCCUUCGUACCACUGAAUCUUCUUCAGCCGGACUUGCAAGGACUUCGUUAAUGGCAAUCUCCACGACAUCUCCCCGCAUUCGUUGCGCCUCUUCAGACACGCCCGACACACUCGCUACCACACCCAAUGUAAUUAUCCCUUGUGCCCAUAGCUGUUUGUCCCGCCCCAUUAAUCUCACAAAGUCCGCCCCGCCCCCACCUACCAAUCCCUGCUCCCGCUUUGUAGAAACGAUUUUUCCGCUCGCCUUGCUAUGCGACCCUGUUUCGUCUUCAGAUGAGCUUGUCAUGUCGAAAGACUCAAUGCUGUCCCAAUCAUCUACAUUUGUCCAUUCGUAUUCAUUCCCAUUUGCAUCUUUCCACCAUUUCCCUUCUUCCUCUGUCACUACGAGCCCUGAUCUUGAUGGUGAUGAUUUCCUCCUUCGUCUCCGCGCGCUAUUUAGUUCCAAGUCAUGUCCGUGA